Phycodurus eques (leafy seadragon) is the source of this 2339-nucleotide messenger RNA. RefSeq names its product growth factor receptor-bound protein 2b (gene grb2b). The record is from RefSeq and is a predicted model, not a curated record. NCBI's taxonomy places the organism in Eukaryota, Metazoa, Chordata, Actinopteri, Syngnathiformes, Syngnathidae. Gene Ontology annotation, molecular function: protein binding. The transcript is spliced from 6 exons. Bases 359 to 1027 code for a protein of 222 amino acids.
AUAAACGUCGCCAAGCUUGUGCUAACAGCUCGAGUCGGGCUCCGAGGACGGGCUGGAAGCGAUACAUGACACACAUCGGGGGAUUUUUUUUUUCCGUCACCAAAACCGAGAACGAGGAGCGAGUAACAACGCGAUAGGGAUUUCUUUGUUACGGUGGUAACGUCGACGCGGAAUAUAUCGAGUGGAACCACGCUGCGACCUUUAUGUAAGGUCAAAGCCCUAAAGCAACGGGUCACAGACGGGAGGAGAGACUCGGGAGAAAAGCAUCUGGCCACAGACAGGGAUAAGCUGUGUUUUUAUUUUUUUGUUCAGUCUCUGAAUCCCAACUUGAACCAAGACGUUAUCUCACACACACGCCAUGGAGGCCAUUGCCAAAUACGAUUUCAACGCUACUGCUGAAGAUGAGCUUAGCUUUAAGCGUGGAGAGGUCCUUAAGGUAUUAAAUGAAGAGUGUGAUCAGAACUGGUACAAGGCAGAACUAAAUGGAAAAGAUGGCUUCAUUCCAAAGAAUUACAUUGAGAUGAAAGCCCAUCCGUGGUUCUUUGGGAAGAUCCCUCGGGCCAAAGCAGAGGAGAUGCUCAACAAACAAAGGCACGAUGGCGCCUUCCUCAUUAGAGAGAGUGAGAGUGCACCGGGUGACUUCUCCCUCUCGGUCAAGUUUGGGAACGAUGUGCAGCACUUCAAGGUUCUCCGUGACGGCGCCGGGAAGUAUUUCCUGUGGGUGGUGAAGUUUAACUCCCUCAAUGAGCUGGUGGACUACCAUCGCUCCACUUCAGUCUCCCGUAAUCAGCAAAUCUUUUUGCGAGACAUCGAGCAGGUCCACCAGGUAACAACGAGCACGCAUCCCACAUACGUGCAGGCGCUCUUUGACUUCGACCCGCAGGAGGAAGGAGAGUUGGGCUUCCGACGAGGCGACUUCAUCCAAGUCCUGGACAACUCUGACCCCAACUGGUGGAAAGGUGGUUGCCACAGCCAAACGGGCAUGUUCCCGCGCAACUACGUCACGCCGGUCAAUCGGAACAUGUGAAACAGUCCAGCCAUGUAAACGGCUCCUGCACCACCACCAUCAUCAUUCUAGAUGUCAUCAGUCCCUCCACCUUCAUCCGAUCCCCACACAACCCCUCCCCUAUUCCUCUUCGCCAAACCCACAAUAACAGGAGCAGAGAGGAAGAAUGCAAACAAUUGGAGAGAGAGAGAGAGAGAGAGAGAGAGAGAGAGAGAGAGGGAGAGAGAGGGGGAGAGAGAGAGAGAAGACAAGACAGGAGUGCUGUUACAGGCGGCGCUUUGUGGUGCGUGGCAGCUGAGCAAAAUCCACCUCGACUUUCACUGAGACUGUGAAUACCUCGGUGAGUAUUGGAACUGCCUUGGAGGGAAAGCGAUAACCAAAUGAAUUGACACCCAGAGCAGCUUCUGUCUUCUCCUUAACUUCUUAACAUUCUGCCGCCUUUUGUUUGCUUUUGCCGCAUGUUCUUUUAUCAGCCACAUCUGUUUUAAAGGAAAUAAAAUGACAGAAAAAUAUUUAAAAAAAACAAAAAAAAAAAAUGUUUUAAAAAAAAAACAAAACAAAAAAAAAACAAGAACUGAUGCCAUAUACAGCAAGUUUUCAUGUCUACGAUGAUUGAGCAUUGUACAUCAGCCACUGGCUGUAUAAAUAAACCAACUAUAGAGAGAAUCCAUUUUUUAAGAAUCUAUAUUAUAUAUUUGUAUGUGUUUGUAUUAGCUCUCAUCACAAAUUUGUUAAUUAUGUUCAAUGGUUUGUUCGUCCGGAUAAGACCUAGUAGCUCUAGAAUGUGCUGAAUUGUCCUUCGUUUCUAUUUGAGAGGUCUCUGAUAAACCGCGACAGCAUGAUAUUUCCUCUUGUCCCUCACACAAGGGAAGUCCACUUCGCAUCGGGAGAAGAAACCAAUCGUGCAGGGAAGCUCCUGUUGUUGAGCAGCAAGUGUACGCAGCCGUGAAUGCAAGCCAUGUAUGACGUCAGCCAACCCCCCCCCCCCCCCCAAGGAAAUUUAUUUUUCACAGCCAUUUGAAUGUAGCUGACAGAGUCCGGGGAAGCAGGCUCGGAGAAGUGAAAUACACGGCCGUGCAAGGGAAAACGCGCUGUAAUGUUAUCCACAUUCAUUCAUCACAUGUACAGUACAGCUAGCUAACGGGCAUACUUUGCUAAAAGCUUUCCUCGUCAUACGUGCGCAUAGCAUGGAGGCUGAGAUAAUCACGCGUAAUCGCCAGUCUGCAACUGGCACACACAAACACUUCCCAAAAUUGAGAGAUUGUCCAUUUUUUUGUUGUUGUUGUUCAGAUGACAGAUCAGUUUAAGUGAUAUUAAAGAUUUUUGUUUUCGA